AUGGCAAUAGAUGAAUAUUGUGGAGAAGAAUUGGAGCUGCAUCUGCAAUUAUGGAAUGACGAAUUGGUUUCAUCUAAUACUGAACUCAAAGAAAUUGGAAUCCAUGUGAUUGUAGAGAAGCCAGGUUCAUUUGAAGAGUGGGAGUGGGAGUGGAAUAAUGACAUUGAUAACCAAAGAAUAUCAGCUUCUGUGGACGUUGAAGAGGAGGAUGAGAUUGACAGCCAAAGUGGAACAGACAGAGUGAUACUCAAACAUCAUCGUCUUCAUCAUCCCCUUUUGGGUUCAAUUGCAUCCUCUACUAGGGAGCAAUGGAUAUCUUAUUUACUAAAGAUGUUGCAAGCACGAGAUGUCCCCUUCAUCAGCUUUUGUCCUUUUAGGCACCACAUAAUAUCAUUCCUGGCCCCUCGUCCAAAAGGUUGA
This is a messenger RNA of Dovyalis caffra, 420 nucleotides long. Lineage: Eukaryota; Viridiplantae; Streptophyta; Magnoliopsida; Malpighiales; Salicaceae. The record is from the annotation of a GenBank genome assembly.